Molecule: messenger RNA, 6294 nt
Organism: Thecamonas trahens ATCC 50062
Lineage: Eukaryota; Apusomonadida; Apusomonadidae
Exons: 4
Coding region: 1-6294 (2097 amino acids)
Biological process (GO): maturation of LSU-rRNA from tricistronic rRNA transcript (SSU-rRNA, 5.8S rRNA, LSU-rRNA); maturation of 5.8S rRNA from tricistronic rRNA transcript (SSU-rRNA, 5.8S rRNA, LSU-rRNA)
Cellular component (GO): nucleolus
Source: RefSeq, a predicted model, not a curated record
AUGGAGAACACUUACGAGGACAUCGACAUUGGUGCCCUCCUCGCCGGCCUCGGCAAGGAGCACCUCAACGAUGUCUACCUUGCUAUCAAUGCCUUCCACAAGAAGAACACCGAAGCCCUUGCCGAGCGCUCUGGUCAGUCAUCGCUUAUGUGGGCGUAUGCUGCUGCAUCGCCCGAAGGCAAAGAGCUCGUGGACAUCCUCAAGCGCGUCCUCACCGCUGUCGCCCGCUCCGAGUCGGCCUCGCUCGCUCCGCUCCUCGCUGCUGUCGUCGAGGUCUUUGCCGACAUCAUCUGGGCCGGCAGCUCGCUCCACGAGCGGACUCUGCCACGGACCAAUGAUCUGCCUGAACUGCAGGAGCAGGCCGACGACCGCCUGCCUUCGCUUGCGCUCGCCCUCGCCCGCGCCAUCCUCCGCUCCUACCUCGCCCGACUCUACCCGACGCUCUCCUCGUCGGGCCCGCAGGCCCUCGCCACGCUCCGCCUCCUCGCUGCCAUCGCCGCUCUCUCGCCGACCAUCGCUCGCGAGCUCAUUCGCCGCUUCGACUGGUCCCUCAAGUCUUUCCUCAACAUUCCAUUUGACUUUGGCCGCGCCUCGCAGAAGAACGGCGUUGCCGCCCUCUCAAAGGCCAACUCGCUCGGCGUCUCACCCUCUGAUCUGGUCUCCGCCUACUUUGAGAUUCUCAUCACCCUCCUUGCUCACGAUGCCCCGGGCAUUGCCAUCGCAACCGUCUCGCUUCGCACCGUCGUCCCGGCCACCUUCCAGAUCCUCGGCAUCGCCCCGCCGUCAGCCGUCGUCCCGCUGCUCACCCUCAUCACCCAGCGCAUCGCCCUCGCCUCGCACGUCACGAAGCGCAUCCGCAUGAAGCUCUUCAACUCACAGACCCUUGUUCAGCUCUCCAAGAACCUCGGCAUCCUCCGCAACGACGAAGAUUCACGCGCCCUCGUGCUCAUGGCCCUCUUCAAGGUCCUGCUCAAUGCCGACGACCCGGCCAUGGCCAUGUCCGCCUCAGAUCUGCUCCGCGGUGUCAUCACCGCUCAUCGCACCUCAGACGUUUACCGUUUCUUCAGCCCGUCGUCCGCUGUCGGCGACGCCGCGGGCCGCGCCCUUGCCUCGGUCUCCUCCAGCGCCCUCGCUGCACUCGAGACCCUCCCGCGCUCGACCUCCAUCCGCUUCUCCAUCCUCCAGCCGCCGCCGGCCGACGUCCUUUUCCUCACGCUCCACGCCGCCAACAUCGCCCGCUCCACAACCGUCUUCCAGCUCCUUGUCUCGCUCCACACCACUUGGGGUCUCCGACAGCGCAUGCUCAUCCAGUACGUCCUCUCCUCGCUUCCGGCACUCGUCACCCCUUACAUCGCCGCCUGCAACUUUUCGUUUGAGCCGCGGCCCUCGCUCGUCUGGUUCUCGAACAUGUCGUGGCUCACCCACCUCCUCCGCACCGUCACCCCGCCGCUCAUCGUCGACGCCCCGCUCGAGUCGCAGGUCAUGCCGCUCACCACCACCGUCUCGGCCCUCUCCCGUGCCCUGCAGCACGCCUCGCCGCUUGUUCGCUUCACCGCCUUUGGCCUCCUCGAUGCUCUCUUUGCCCGUGUCGCCGUCCUCAGCUUCCAAGUCGAGCUCUACUUUGACGCCAUCUCGGACAACCCCUCGCAUCCGGCCCUCGUUCUCCACCACGGCCGUGCACUCACCGCCAAGGAUGUCGCCCUCGACGACGAUGUUCCGCUCGCCGCCUCGCACGACACCACCACCCCGGUCGCCACCCUCCCCUCGCACGCCGCUGCCCUCUCGCUCGUCGACCGCGUCCUCAUCUCCUCGCUCCCCUCCCUUCGUGUCGUCCGCUCCGCUUACGCGAGCACCCUCCGCUCCCUCACAAAGGCUGCAAAGUCGGGCUCGGGCUCGCUUGACCUCGCCGCAGCCUCACUUCUUACCUCCAUCCUCAAGGUCUUUGCUGGCUACGUCGCCCACGCCCCGUCGAGCCUCCAGGGCGAGCGCAUGCUCUUCACUCGCCUGGUCCCGCCCACAGAGGUCCUCCUCCUCCUCCCGUCCGCCACCAUCGACGCCCUCGUCGCCUCCGAGUACUUUGACGGAAACCCCAUCGAGCUCCACCUCUGGCUGCACCUGCUCCCGGUCCUCGGCUCUGCCAACUUUACCGCAGUCCUCGACCGCGUCCGCGCCUCGCCGUUUGAGCACUUUGAUGCCGUCGCCGAUGCCAUGGCCGCCGCGCCAAAGCCCGACGCCGACAUGGCCUCCUUCCUCGCACACAUGCGCGCAUCGGCUAGCGCCUCCGACCUCACCGCUGCACCCUCCUCCAAUGCCCUUGUCUGGUCGCCGCUCGUCGCCGCCUACAUUGCCCACGACUCGCCUGAUCCGGCCGUCCUCGCCGCCCUCGCCGCCCUCGAGCUCACCCCGGGUGUCCUUGCGAGUCUCUGUGCCUCGUCAAACAUCGGCCUCCCCUCGCCGGCCCUCGAGCUUGACACCGCGUCCAUCGGCGCAGACCAGGCCCGCAUCAUCCUUGCCGUCGCCGCCCUCAACCGCCUCAUGUCGACCAAGCGUCCCACCUCGGACCUCAUCACUGCCGUCCACGACAUUGUCGACGACGCCAUCGCAGCCAAGCACUCGGCCGCCCUCGUCGAGCUCAGCAUCGUCGUCCUCCGCCACCCGGCCCUCGAGCGGGCAUUCCUCCCCCCCAACGCCAUCACUUCGCCUGAUGCGCUCUCCUUGGACGACGGCAUCCUUGCCACUUCGGUCGCUUCGGUCGCUGGCACCAUUCUUCGUGCGCUGCCGUCGCCGCCGCCCGCAGUCGCCGCCGCCCUCGCGCCCAUCAUGGCCCGCGCCCAGCAAGCGUUCAUGGCCUCGUCGCCCGCCCCCGACUCGCCGCUUGGCCAGACUCUUGGUGUCUGCCUCGCACUCUUGGCCAAGGGCUUCUCGCGGGAGCUCAUUCCGCCGCUCGUCAACAUGCUGCUCUCGCCCGACGUCGUUGAGCACAUUGUCAACGCUCAGUCUUCGCGCCACUCGAACUACCACAUCGUCCUCUGCCUCCUCCUCCGGCGCGAGCUCGACGUCAACAAGUCCAACCGCGGUGACCUGCUCGGUGUCGCUGACACGGCAUACUUUGCCAAGCACUACUCGUCGACUCACGUCGCCACCCUCCUCACCGUCCUCGCCCAUUCGGGUGUCCGCGACUGGGACGCCGUCUCGCGCCGGGUCGCUUCAGGCGAGCUCGACAUCGACGACGAUGAGGUCGCCUUCUACCUCCAGCUCACCGACGAAGAGAAGAUCGUUCUCCGCCACACCUCGGUCCUCGCCCAGUUCACCACCGCCCUCGUCCAGAGCCUCGCCCUCCACGCCUCGCUGAGCCUCGCCUCCGAGUCCGACACCCUGCUCGCCGCCCUCGCCCGCCUCGGCGAUCGCGCCACCGGCGAGGCUCUUGCCACCGUCGUUGCGCUUGUCCCCUCGUUCUGCGCCGCCCUCGCCAACUGGUGGGCGUCGCGCGUCGCUGCCGACAACAUGCCGCUCCUCGCCUGGUUUGCGCUCCUCCUUCCCAUCCUCGCCCCUGCGCUCGCCAGCCCGCACGUCCACCUCCCGGCCUCCGCCCGCGAUGCCUUUGCCGUCGCCACCGUCGAGCUCAUCCUCGAUCCAGAGCUCCCCUCGCCGGGCAUCGCCUUGGACAUCAUCACCGAAGCCAUCGAGGCCAAGCGCCUGCCGGCAGCCGCCGUCGCCAUCCUCGCCGACAUCAUCACUUCGGACGACCACGACGACCUCGUCCUCACCACCAUGGCGCCACACUCGCUCGCCACCCUCCGCCUCUUUGCCGAGUCCGAGCUCGCCACCCGUGACGUCACCAUCGCCUUUGUCACCUGGGCCUGCGCCGACCUGGCCCACGCCUUCCGCAAGCCGGCCGUCGACCUGCCCAUGCAGCACGCCGAGAUCGAUGUCUGCCUCCAGCUCGCCCUUGUCAUUCGCAAGUCGUCGGCCUUUGGCGCCUACCGCGCCCGCAAGCCGGUCGUGGCCCCGACCCCGCUCGUCGGUCUCCCUGGCGAGCUCCUCGCCCAGCUUGUCCGCCGUGCCCUCAAGCGCCGCUUCCUCCGCCCGGACGUUCUUUUUGUCCUCCGCUGGCUCGUCCCGCUCAUUCCCCACACCGAAGACGCGCCCGACCUCACCACCAUCUACGACAUGAUCUUCCAGCACUCGCAGCUCCGUGCAGCGCUCUACCCGCGCGCCACAGAUGCUGAUGAGCAGGACGCGGCCGACGAGCAUGCCCUGCUCGACUUUGCCCACACCGACGAGGUCAAGCAGGCGCUUGUCGUCCUCAUGCACGCUCUCCUCACCGCGCCCACCGCGCCCGCUACCGCUGCCCUCGCCCGCCACCAGCUGCCGCUGCUGCUCGCGGCCUACGGCGCUACCACCUCGCUUGCUGACCGCGUCCUCCUCCACAUCCUCUUUAUCUACGAGUCGGCCCAGCUCUCGCUCUUUGCCGACGCUUGGGGCUGGGGUGAGCACACCCUCACUCGCCUUGACGACAUUAUCGAGAUCGAGCUCCGUCGCUCGCUCGGCGGGACCGUCUCAUCACUCGAGGCCUCGGACAACGCCGGCCUCCUCUCGUCGCACCUCAUUGACAUGAGCAUGCUCGACCGCAGCCUCCGCCUCUUCCCCAUCGACAUGCCGCUCUCCGUCAACGCAACUUCGGAGAUUCCCGAGCUCGAGGGUACUGUCUGGCAGUCGCUCGCCUCCAAGAUCUUGCGCGGCCGGUUCUCCGCGGCAGGCAACACCGCCCACGUCUCUCCCACCGUCGUCGCUCUCGCCAACGCAAGCAAGGGCGUCACCAUGAGCGAGCCCACCUCCCGACCCUGCUACGACAUGGGCUUCCUCCUCACCUUUUUCGUUCAUGUCGCCGCCGCCAACACCGAGGCCUCGGUCGUCAUCGAGUCGGGCGCCCUCGCCAUCGGCUUCCGCGCCCUCGCCGCCCACCACUCGAACGUCCGCAAGCUCGGCUACGAGCUUGUCUCGCUCAUCGAGUCGCUCAUCCGCGCCUACCGCUUCCGCUCGCGGAGCAACUUUGAAGUCAUCGUCGAUCUCGUCAAGGGCUCUGUGACCCAGGAGUUUGAGCGCCUGCCCUCGGCGCUCUCGCUUGCGCUUGCGCUCGCCGCCCGCGUCCUCUCGUUUAGCAACAACCCGGUCUUCCCGGUCGUCGUCAAGUGGCUCACCAAGUACCCCUCGAUCUACAUCCACCGCCUCCCGUUCCGCGGCCACUUUGCGCCGACCAAGACGGGCGACGGCGUCAUCGCCCGCCCCUUUGUCUUUGACAUCAUCGCCCACGGCGCGCACUCGGCCCGCGACCUGGCCAACUUUGACAAGGCCUCGAUCGUCCAGGGCGUGUUUGCCGCCUAUCUCGACUCGGGCAACCCGUCGCAGGUCGUCGACUCGGCCCUAGCCUUUGUCCGCCACAUGGCCCGCGUCCCGGCCCUCGCCACCCGCCUCGUCUCAAAGUACAGCUUUGCCGAGUGGAUGGCCGCCGCCAUCGCGCCGUCAGACCUCUCCGGCGACGCCCUUGCAGGCUUUAUGACCAUCGUCACCGACCUCUCGCUCGCGCUCGACGACGCAAAGGAGUCGGCCAUCGUCGAUACUGCCGUCUUCACCCUCCGCUCGCUCGCCACCGCCGUUCUCACCCGCAUGAUCGCCGGCUUUAACGCUCGCUCCUGGAAGAACUACGAGAUCUCCGCCAUCUUCCACGCCGCCCUCGACCUCGGCGACCGCAUCGACGCCCUCCCUUGCUCCAUCCUCGCCGACAUGCUCAACGCCUACCACGCCCACGUCCGGCCCAUCCUCUACGCCCGUGUUGCCCGCCGCGCAGAGGCCCGCCUCGUUACCCGCAUGGUCAAUGCCCCGCCGGCGUCCUCGGCCGCCUCGGCCGACGCGCGCCUCGCCUUUGCCACCUCCGCCGUCGCCGCUGCUCUCCUCCCCACCACCGUCAAGUGGUACCGCGACGAGCAUCUCAGGGACGAGGUCUGGGACCAUCUCCUUCCCGCGCUGGCUGGCUUCCGCGCCGUCCCCUCGGCAUCACUCGUCACCGGAAUCCUCGCCCUCCUCGCCGCCUCGCACACCUGCAUUUCGCCCGCUCGCUACGCCCGCCUCGUCGUCGCUGCCGCCCGCCUCGUCGGCCAGCACUCGCUUGUCCUCGACACCAUCCCGGCCGCGCUUCGCGCCCUCGACUCGGCCGACUCUGGCUCGUCCGGUGCCGUCCUCGGCCUCGUCGACGCUCUCUCGGAGCUUGUCCACGCCACUGCAGCACCAUCGUAA